This is a messenger RNA of Aspergillus niger, 819 nucleotides long. RefSeq lists its product as uncharacterized. The record is from RefSeq and is a predicted model, not a curated record. Gene Ontology annotation, molecular function: protein serine/threonine kinase activity; ATP binding. NCBI's taxonomy places the organism in Eukaryota, Fungi, Ascomycota, Eurotiomycetes, Eurotiales, Aspergillaceae. The coding region runs from base 1 to 819 and encodes 272 amino acids. The transcript has a single exon. Gene Ontology annotation, biological process: protein phosphorylation; intracellular signal transduction.
AUGAACAAGCCUGGAGUAAAGGAGUACCGAGAGUACUGCCCUCCCGGAGUCAAACCUGUGAUUGCGUCGGGUGGAAGCGCAUGGAUAGGAGAAGUUGAUGAAACUACAGUCUUGAAGUACCCUAUCGCGCCUGACAACACAGACGUGAGUUGGCUAGAGAUGGAGAGAAAACUCCUCGAGAUUGUCGGACACCACGAGCAUAUCAUAGUGAAAGGGUGCACAGAGAACGGCUGGCUCUAUCUGGAGCGUGCGACAAACGGGGACUUGGAUGACUAUUAUCUCAGACCAGCAUACCCACAUCCACCGCCAUCUCUCGAGCAAAGGAUAGCCUGGUGGUGCCGAGAAAUAGCCGAGGCAUUUGCAUGGGUUCAUAGUGGAGGAGUCAUCCAUUGUGAUAUACAGCCCAGGAAUAUUCUUCUGGAUGACGGACUACGCACAAAGCUGGCUGACUUCCAAGGGAAGCAUGUGUCGGAGAAUGGCACCGUGCUUCUUGAUGGGUGGAGUAGUGAGCCUUGCAGGUUCUACUGCCCUCGUCGUGACCCGAUUGAUGCAGAUGUGCAGACAGAUCUCUUUGCUCUGGGAUACACUAUCUAUUUUAUUCAUGUGGGACAUGCUGUCUUUCCUGAUAUUGCUGACGGGGAAGCCGGAUGCUUUGAAAAAGUCGAGUAUACGCUUGCAACGCAACGGUUUCCAGAGGAUACGCAUGCUUGUAGCGAGAUCACUCGCAAAUGCUGGCACAAAGAGUAUGACUCUGCCGAUGACUUGCUUCUGGAUCUGGAGAUUGUCCGAGAGGGAAUGUUCGACGCUGACUGUGACUGA